Molecule: messenger RNA, 3016 nt
Organism: Ogataea polymorpha
Lineage: Eukaryota; Fungi; Ascomycota; Pichiomycetes; Pichiales; Pichiaceae
Exons: 1
Coding region: 50-2908 (952 amino acids)
Source: RefSeq, a predicted model, not a curated record
UCUAUAUAUAGUGUUGUGUCGUUCGGUUAUACACUUUCUUAUCUUUAUCAUGGCUGACUUGAAAUCUAGUACACCAAAAGCUGAGUCUUGGACGAAUCAGGCACAGCACAAUGCGCACAAUGCCUACGAUAGGCUCUCUGGUUCCAAGGAUACGCCAAGAUCUGUGCAACAUUCCAGUGUUCCUGGAUCCUUUGACUUUGAGGAGAGAAAAGAUUACUCCGCUGGAGACUCGAAUUAUACCUCGCAAUCGCAGACUUACGACUCCACCUCACCGACCUUCAAGGCAUCAGAAGGCGAAGCUCACGGAGAGCCUGCCGAACAGCCAUCACUGGCCAACAAGCUGAUGUCUGCCAUUGGAAUUGGUGGUAGCUCCGAAGGUGCAACCUCUCCUAAGGACAAGCCGUUGGCUGGCGAGGAUGCCACCAAAAACUCCGUGUCGACUAAGACUCUUGAGAAACAGGUCGGAAAAGCACACAGCUAUGUUGAUAGCCAGGGAAACGAGUUUGAAGUUAUUCCUACCGACAGAAAUGUGAAAUAUUCUUCGCUAGUCGACCCUGUCGUCGACGAGAGAGAUAUUCGUGGAACCCAGGACAAUAUUAAGGGAUUGUCUGACAAAGAAAGAGCCCGCAGACUUCCUGUCGAGCCCACCGACACAAAGAACGCCAACGACUCUCAGUCGAGUAGAGCUACUGCGGAAGCUGGGGCUGGUGCAGCUGCCGGCCACUAUGGCUCUUCGAAUACUCAUACACACAGUGAACUUGACAACUCUGGAUCUCACGGCAAGACUUUGAGCUCAGAACAAGGCUAUGCAGGUCAAACCACCGAUCACCAAUUUGACGGCCGGAAUCAGAAGUCUGACCUUGCUUCCAAACACGACACUACAGACAAGAAUUUAGGUCCUCAAGUUCCUGGAGCGGGGGUUGGAUCACUAGCCGGUGCACCAGGCCAGACAUAUCAUCCUAAGCAGAGCCAGGUUCUAGAGACUCAAGAAGGCUAUGGCUCGAAUGCCCAUGCAUCAAAGCAGGAGAAUGCCCGUGAUAAGGGAUAUUCCAACACUGGGGCUACCACUGGGGCUGGCUCUGUGUCAGGUAAACCAACCAGCUACAAUACCACCGAAGCCGCUGCUACAGACCCUGUCCAUGGAGCCACUGCUCCUGCUGAUCUGGGAGACUACAGACACCCAAUUGGGGAGCAAGCCGGCAAAAGUACUCAAGGAACGUCCCAUAAAGCUCAUGACAAGUACAGUGACCUGAGCCAGAACACGACAGCCGCUUCCAAGUCGAAUUCUGACCACCAUAGUACUACCGAAACCGCUGCUGGAGUUUUUGCGGGUGCAGGUUUGGGAGCAACUGCUGGUCACCACGAAAAGUCGACAAGCAGCACCUCUGACUCGUCUGAACAUGGUUCUGGCUCCGGAGCUGGCUCUAAGUCUGGUAAGUCUAGCAAAUGGGGCAAGUCCAACAAGAAAAAUGAUGACAAUACUGUCCAACACGGUACUGUCUACCAGGACGUGCACCAUGACAGCUUUGCCACGAGAAACGCCGAUCAGCUAAAGUCUGACUCCUCCAGGCUUUACGAAAGCGAGAAGAAGGGUCGGCCUGAGUUUGCCCAGAAACAAGCCGAGCUGGGCUACGAGACUGCCCACGGUGGAUCGCAUGCUGGAGGUGGUAAAGGAAUAGGUGCCGGAAUUGGCGCUGCUGUGGCUUCUGCUGUUGGUUACAAGGCCGCUUCCCACGACAGCAGCCACGGAAAGCAGCAGACCAAGCAGAACGACGCUUCGACUCAGGAAUUGAGAGCCGCACCCGGUGUUACCAAGACGCAAAAUGAUCCAUACGAUAGCUCGUAUAGCAGCCAGAGCCAGACCGACGAUAAGGCGCCUGGCUCUUUGGACCCUAAGAACCCUCGAAAGCAGGUUGAUUACGACAAAGUCGGCUCCCAGGCCAAGGACUUAUCGCAGAAAGGUGGCCAACAUCUCGACAAGUCCGGUCACGGUGAAUACUCUGCCUAUGCUACCGGUGCAGGAACCGCCAUUGGCGCUGGUGCGGGUUAUCUUGGUAGCAGAGAAGCUGGCAAAGAUUCUGCCACACAAGCCAAUGCCUCUGCUCAGAAAGACCCAGAGCUUGCCAAAGGUGGCUUUAGAGAAACGUUCCAGGGUGGAGACAACUCUCGGCACCACACUCAGAGGACCAACAAGUACACUGCUGGUGUUGGGGACACUGCGGGUCGCGACGAGCCGGAAACCAACAAGUACACUGCUGGCGUUGGUGGAGACGAGCCUCACUUGAGUUCUGGCUACACUGCCGGUGUUGGUGACACCCAUCCGCACCAUGCCAAGGACCAGUACACUGCGGGUGUGAGAGAUGACAAGGAAACUCCAUACACCGCAGGAUUCUCUGACACCACAGGACAGAGCAAGUACGCCUCUGGAUCUGAUUAUGGUGCAGCCGGUGGUGCAACUGGGGCAGGAAUUGCCGCCAAGAGCCAAGGCAGCCCGAAGGACCACUUAGAAAGCCAAAGCCAGAGCUACGGAAAACAGGGAGCUUCUUAUGGAGCUACCCAGCAAACGUCCACCGGCCAGAAUGUUCAUAUUCCUGGCACCAGAGACAACCUUCCAACCCAGAAUCGCGGUCAAGCUGCUCAUGGAAACGAGUACCUGAAUGAAGAUCAGAACGCCUUGGCUAGCCGCGCCGCGGCAGCAGCUACUCAGGAUAAACGUGGAGAAUCUGGCGCUGCAGGUACGUCGGAUCUCCGCCAAUCCAGUAAGGCGCACCAGAAAGGCGACGAGGCUUAUUCAGGACAGCCGCGCCAAGGUGAGUCUAACACGAAGAUUUUAAAUUAUGACGAGUUCGAACAGGCACACCCACAAAAGGAGAAGUUGAGCACUAAAAUUAAAAAGAUCUUCAACUGAUCCGCAAAGCCAAGAGUACCACUUUCUUUGUGUUUUGUUUUUUCCUCACGUAUAGGAUAUGUGACUGAAUAUUACGAUUGUAUGAGUUAAUAAGAUUUGUAAACAUUG